Molecule: messenger RNA, 2056 nt
Organism: Cynocephalus volans (Philippine flying lemur)
Lineage: Eukaryota; Metazoa; Chordata; Mammalia; Dermoptera; Cynocephalidae
Gene: ME3
Product: malic enzyme 3
Exons: 15
Coding region: 167-1981 (604 amino acids)
Biological process (GO): malate metabolic process; pyruvate metabolic process
Cellular component (GO): mitochondrion
Molecular function (GO): malate dehydrogenase (decarboxylating) (NADP+) activity; NAD binding
Source: RefSeq, a predicted model, not a curated record
CGCUCUUUCCAGAACGCACCAGCCCCGCGAGCUCGCGGCCGCCGGCGCGGUCCAGCCCUCGGCAGGGGACGGAGGACCCACCGACCGCAGCACCGAGCCCCGCCUGCCCCGCAGCGUGACCGCGGCGACAUCGGCUCCCGGGGCAGCGCAGGUCUGCGCUAAGACCAUGGGCGCCGCGCUGGGCACGGGCGCGCGGCUGGCUCUCCUGCCGGGCCGGGCCUGCGGCGCCCUCCCGCGCUGGGCACCCUCCGUGCCCGCCCGAGGCUGCCACUCCAAGCCCGGCCCGGCGCGCCCUGUACCCCUAAAGAAGCGCGGAUACGAUGUCACCAGGAACCCGCAUCUCAACAAGGGGAUGGCCUUUACACUGGAAGAAAGGCUGCAGCUCGGAAUCCACGGCCUAAUCCCCCCCUGCUUCCUGAGCCAGGACGUCCAGCUUCUCCGGAUCAUGAGGUACUAUGAGCGGCAGCAGAGUGACCUGGACAAGUACAUCAUCCUCAUGACCCUCCAAGACCGGAACGAGAAGCUCUUCUACCGGGUGCUGACGUCGGACGUGGAGAAGUUCCUGCCGAUCGUGUACACGCCCACGGUGGGCCUGGCCUGCCAGCACUAUGGCCUGACCUUCCGCAGGCCCCGUGGGCUGUUUAUCACCAUUCAUGACAAGGGGCACCUUGCAACAAUGCUGAACUCUUGGCCAGAAGACAACAUUAAGGCUGUGGUGGUGACUGAUGGGGAACGCAUACUGGGCCUGGGAGACCUGGGCUGCUACGGCAUGGGCAUCCCUGUGGGCAAGCUGGCCCUGUACACGGCGUGCGGAGGGGUGAACCCGCAGCAGUGCCUCCCUGUGCUGCUGGACGUUGGCACCAACAAUGAGGAGCUGCUCAGAGACCCUCUGUACAUCGGCCUGAAACACCAGCGUGUGCGCGGGAAGGAGUAUGAUGACUUGCUGGACGAGUUCAUGCAGAGCGUCACAGACAAGUUUGGAAUAAAUUGCCUCAUCCAGUUUGAAGACUUUGCCAAUGCCAAUGCCUUCCGCCUGCUCAACAAAUACCGCAACAAGUACUGCAUGUUCAAUGAUGACAUCCAAGGCACAGCCUCUGUCGCAGUGGCAGGGAUCCUGGCUGCUCUGCGAAUCACCAAAAACAAGCUCUCUAAUCACGUGUUUGUUUUCCAAGGUGCAGGUGAGGCAGCCAUGGGCAUCGCCCACCUCCUUGUCAUGGCUCUGGAGAAAGAAGGUGUACCCAAGGCAGAGGCCACAAGGAAGAUCUGGAUGGUGGACUCCAAGGGGCUCAUUGUCAAGGGGAGGAGCCACCUGAACCAUGAGAAGGAGAUGUUUGCCCAAGACCAUCCUGAAGUGAACUCCCUGGAGGAGGUGGUGAGGCUGGUGAAACCCACCACCAUCAUAGGUGUUGCCGCCAUCGCAGGAGCCUUCACGGAGCAGAUUCUCAGGGACAUGGCCUCCUUCCACGAGCGCCCUAUCAUCUUUGCCCUGAGCAACCCCACCAGCAAGGCCGAGUGUACGGCUGAGAAGUGCUACCAGGUCACCGAGGGCCGAGGGAUCUUUGCCAGUGGAAGUCCUUUUAAGAGCGUGACUCUGGAAGAUGGCAAGACCUUCAUUCCCGGGCAGGGAAACAAUGCCUAUGUGUUCCCUGGGGUGGCCCUGGGAGUCAUCGCUGGUGGGAUCCGGCACAUCCCAGACGAGAUCUUCCUCCUGACAGCAGAGCAAAUUGCCCAGGAGGUCUCUGAGCAGCAUCUGGCUCAGGGGAGACUUUACCCACCACUCAGCACCAUCCGAGAUGUGUCUCUGAGAAUCGCCAUCAAAGUCCUCGACUACGCGUACAAACACAACCUGGCCUCCUACUACCCGGAGCCCAAGGACAAGGAGGCUUUCAUAAGAUCCCAUGUCUAUACUCCAGACUAUGACUCCUUUUCGCUGGACAGCUACACUUGGCCCAAGGAAGCUAUGAAUGUUCAAACGGUCUGAUGCAGUCUCAGGGGCUGGUAUGGGAUGGAUGAAGCCCAGAGUAACACGCACAAUAUAAAUGGGUUCCAAAAUGGC